CGGCAGCGGCGCUGCUCAGCCAGCCAGCAGGCAGCAUCGGCGCGGACGCGGACACGGAGCUCUCCGCUCUCUCAGCGCCUCUGCUCAGCCUCGCUCCGCCAGCCAUGAAACAGACGCUCCUGGACCUGAUGAGGAUGAGUCGGAUCUGCCGGAUGGCGCUGGCCACUUGUUUGGGAUCGUGCAUUCUGGUCAUCUUUUAUUUCCAAAGUAUGUUCCAGCCAGUAAUGAGGCAGAACCCAUUUGCAGCGGAGGGCUGCUGUCGGAAAGGCUCAAGAAACGCUCUACAAGAGCUCUACAACCCCACGCAGGCGGAGUUCUCCAGAGCUGCGCUCCUCCACCAGGCCCGCCGGGACCAGGUUGCAGAGACGUGUCGUGCCCACAGUGCCUCGAGCCGGAAACGGCGUGUGCUGACUCCCGGCGACCUGAAGCACCUGGUGGUUGAUGAGGAGCAUGAGCUGAUCUACUGCUACGUGCCCAAGGUGGCCUGCACCAACUGGAAACGGGUGAUGAUGGUGCUGAGCGGACGCGGCAAGUACACCGACCCCAUGGAGAUCCCAUCCAACGAGGCACACGUGCCCUCCAACCUCCGGACGCUCAACCAGUACAGCAUCGCCGACAUCAACCACCGGCUGAAGAGCUACCUCAAGUUCCUGUUCGUGCGUGAGCCCUUCGAGCGUCUGGUGUCAGCCUACCGAAACAAGUUCACCUUGCGCUACAACACGUCCUUCCACAAGCGCUACGGCACCAAGAUCGUGCGGCGCUACCGUAAGAACGCCACGGCCGAGGCUCUGCAGGGCGGCGCCGACGUCAAGUUCCCCGAGUUCGCCGAGUACCUGGUGGAUCCAGCAACAAGGCGUGAGGCGCCACUCAAUGAGCACUGGCAGACCGUCUACUCAUUGUGCCACCCUUGCCACAUCCACUACGACCUGGUAGGCAAGUAUGAGACACUGGAGGAGGAUGCCAGCUACGUGUUGCGGCUGGCCGGCGCAGGUGAACAGCUGCGCUUCCCAUCCUAUGCCAAGUCCACCCGCACCACUGAUCAGAUGACGGCUGCCUUCUUCCACAACAUUAGCGCCCGACAGCAGAGCCAGCUCUACGAGCUCUACAAGCUGGACUUCCUCAUGUUUAACUACUCUACCCCAAGCUACCUGAAAGUGCAGUAGGACGGUGAACCAUGGACAGUUUUUCAUGCAUACUUGUGCACGCAAACUCUGAAGAGCUGAGCUUAACUUAACCAGACGAUCGGUGGAAGCCGGGGAGCCCUUGAUCAACUGGCGUCGCAGGGGACAGACCAAAAACUUUGAACUUUUUGAAGACCACAGACCGUGGCAUCUGCUGUGUUGUGAUUGAAUGGAAGUCGUUCAGACAUGAGGGAGAUAACGUACUGUAUUUGCUCAUGAUGUCAUGUUGGAAGAAUCUGGUAUUCAGGCAUAAUGAGGCGAUGCCUGUGUCAAUACGUGCGUCCAUUGAAUUGUAAGAUAAAGAUCAUAUUACUGUUUAUAUCCUCAAGCAAUAUGACACAAUCCGAGCCACUGGCUCAUUUACUGUAAUAGCGUCAGUAAUGAUUUUUCCAGCCACCUACCCUCAUUUUUUCAUUUUCAGUGCUUCAUGUGUGAGAACACUUCAUGAGCGAAAAAGACUCUCAGUGUUGGAGUUCUCUUCUGUACCCAAAUACCAAGUACAGGACAAAGGUCAAUGGCUGUAAUCUUCCACACCCCAGUCAGUAUUGUUUCCCCCAAAUCUGCAGCCAUCCUCUGUCGAACGGCCAGCGUCAGUACAUGUGUAAUUACACGCAUAUGUAAAGGACGGCCUGUAUGUGCACACAGGAGGAUGUUAAAGUGGCGUUGAGUGGUGCCUUUGUGUAGUGGGCGUAUGCCAGUGUGAGAGACAGGCCUCGUACUCAGAGGAGGUCAGCGGUCAGCGAGGGUCCACUGACCUUUUGACUGAUCCCAGGGCACUUGCUCCUAUGAAUUCCCAGCCAUCUUUUAAAAUUAAGGGAUUUUUUUUUGUCGUUUUGUUUUCUCUGUGUUCUUAUUGUCUUAUGAAAAGUAGCUGCGAGCAGCUCAACAAAAGAUUAUUUAAAUAAUUACUUUGUGAAAAGGAAACGAGGAAGAUUUAAUAUUUUUUCCAGGAAAAAAAAACAAAAAACAAAACCAAGCUUAGUGGUAGAUUUGUAAAAUGGAAUUAUUAUGAUUUUUAAUGCUUUCGUCCUUCUUACGCGGUACGUUGUUGCCAGGCUCUUAUGUGGCGAGGGGCGUACAGAAGUGAGCAAGGCUUUGUUUUUCUGAGCUGUUCUCAUGGGAAAGGUUCACUCACUCACUCAGUCAAAGGGAUAAAAAGGGAAGGCAAGGAAGAGAGAGAGAGAGAGAGAGCUAGACAGAAUCUGUUUCAUCCAUUAGAUGAUUGCCGUAUUGUACACACUCUUUUUCCAAUUUAAGCCUUUCAAAGGAGUUGGGUGCUUUCGUCUGUCGAAUUGUCUUUUCCGUGCUCUUUGUUUGCGUUGACUGGGAAUUAGACGAGGCUGAAAAUGAUGAAAUUGCUUAUUUAUAUAUCUGACAGCCACAGACGGGGUGUGCCCAGCGUCUGCGUCUCUCUGUCUGCACAAAAAUCCUACGCUGGUAAAUUUGACUCAGCCUGACUGACUACAGCUCUCUCUGCUUCUCUAGAUGGCUGGACGGAUUAACGUGCCUGUUGGUUAGCUGCAUCAGAGCUCCUGAUCUUACAGGACACACUUACAAGCUCUCGAACUCACCGGUAGCCCCCCUAGCGAUGUGAAGAGCAAAACGUGGCUAUGAAAUUCAAACCACGUGUUCUCAACCUCUCUCGCUCUCUCUCGCUCUGCCUCUUCCAAAUUUCAUUUAAGAAAUGAAUGGAGCUGCUGCCAUGUGGGUUUUUCAGCAAAUCUCUGAAUGAAAACAUGACAUAAAUCUAGUCUGCCCUGCUUUGAACCUGCUAACUAGAGGAGCAAUAAGCAGAAGUGAGUGAUCGCCCUGUGUGUGGAAAACAAAGUCUGCCCAGUUGUGUUUAAAUGCUGUUUUGUUUUGAUUUGUUUUUUCUUGAUUUUCUCAUUGGUAACUCAGUUAAAGGGGAAUUCAGCUUUGUGCUUUAAUUAGGUGUAUAUCUGUCUCGGAGAUGUAAACAGAGUCAUUCAGAGUGGUUUGAUGUGAAAUGGUUCACUGUACAGAAACGAACCAACUCAGAUUUCUUUACACUAGUGGUGAUAGGAACCAGGGGUCAAUAGGCCUCCCAAUCGUUUUUAAGAAGAAACUCCUUCAUGAAACCCACUUUUUACAAAGAUUGAACCGCGGGGCUUAAAUUACCAGGCACUUGCUUUAGAGCACAUUGAGUUAGAAUCUCAAGUAGACUUCCUUAUGUGCUUUCUGGCUCUGUAUAACAGUGUUAGCUAUAAGAAUGGACACAAAUAUGUCACAUAGCGAGAAACAGCAGUCACAGUCAUUUUAAAGCCUGGCUUUGUUCAUUUUUGGACAACAAAUGCAUUGCAGUGUUGUGGUCAGUAGUAUAUAUAGAAUAUGGUAACACUUUACAGGACAAUGGGAUUCAUUCACCAACUGUUCUUACGAAAAAAAAACCUCUUGUUAAAACCCACUUUUACGCAGUUUUCACAAGGAUUCUGACCACUCACCAGUUUUUUCUUAUUUGGGAUUUGUUCUUAGGCAUGAAAAGAAUCUCAAACACUCUCGAGCACAAAGCUGUGAACAGUUCUGCGACUUUUUCUUAGGACUUUUCUCAAAAACACAUUUAAGACCAACCUUAAAAGGGGGGUAUGUUGGUGAAUGAGGCCCAAUGCCUACAACACAAACAACUUUUUUUUUUUUUUAUUGUUAGUGAACCUGCUCGUGUCUUCUGAGUUUUUAUAUGUAAUAUAGACAGUGGUCAAAUAGUCUUAAAUCCAAAAAGCUUUUCUUUCUUUGUUUUUAUUUUACUUUGCCUUACAACACCCUGCAUAUACCCCUCCACCCUGCAAGCAUAUUUUAGGCCAAAACAGAUCAUAAAGUAAUGUCUCAGGCAUCAAGCAGAGCAUUUGUAACUGUUUCAUCUAAUACCUUUCUGUGAUUUCUGGUUCCCAUCAGCACCGCUGUGAACAAUUCUGAGUCUGUAAGUUUCUGUAGAACAGAGCAUUUCACACCAACCAUUCUUAAUGACUUUGUUUACAUCUUAAAGAUUUAUUUAUACAGAAAUUUUUAAAAAUCGGUGGAGUUCCCCUUUAACAUUUGCUAGCACACACACCUACCCGCCCGGCAUUAUUCAGCCACAUGUAGGCACAUCAGACACAUAAUCAACACAUUAGGCUUAGUGCCUUUCAGCCUCUCAGUAACGCACUGUCCAUCUCUCAAACACACACAUGGCAGCUCACUCUCAUACACAAGAGUGCCUUCAUGUAAACAUACACUACAAACAUGUACUCAUAUUUUGGGGGAUUUGAAGCCCACGCGCAGUUUAACAGGAGAAAAGUGCUGAUCUGCAGUCAGUUCUUAUAUAAUGGCUGUGACUAUCUGGACACUGGGGGGCUGACUGUAGAUCAGCGCUCUUAAAGAAACUUGUAUUUUUUAACCUAACGGCUAUCUGCUGCACCUGUAUCUUACAGUCCACGACCACAGGCAGGAACUUUGAUGUGUUUCUUAUGUGCUCAAAACAGAAAACUGGUUGACUCAGAACACUUAUAAUAGAAGUCAAUGGGCAGUUGCUUUAGCACCUUCUUACUGGCUUCUGCUGUGGCUGUGUGAGUUUCAAAUCAGUGAGUUUUCUGUUCUUUUCUUAGCUCACGUCAACAUUAUUGUCCAUGACACACCCUUAAAAAAGUGCUUCUUCAAGGGUUCUUAGGAAAGACUAUGGAUAUAUAUAGAACCAUAGCAGAUCAGAGUCGUUUGAAUGCAUACGUCUUUUUUUUCUCUCUCUGUGAUGUACAGUACUGGGCAAAAGUCAGAGACCACCCUUCAUUUAUUAGAUUUUCUGUCAAAAGAGCCAUUAAGUUAAAGGAAGAUAAGUGGAAAAACAGGAGUUUCCAUUACUGGAGUUAUAAAAAAAAAACGUUUUAAUAAAAAAUGAUUUAAUAAGAGAAAGUGAGACUCACAACCGUGCAAGACCUGGAAGACCUUUAACACUG
Molecule: messenger RNA, 5125 nt
Organism: Pygocentrus nattereri (red-bellied piranha)
Lineage: Eukaryota; Metazoa; Chordata; Actinopteri; Characiformes; Serrasalmidae
Gene: chst11
Product: carbohydrate (chondroitin 4) sulfotransferase 11
Exons: 3
Coding region: 105-1163 (352 amino acids)
Biological process (GO): proteoglycan biosynthetic process; carbohydrate biosynthetic process
Cellular component (GO): membrane
Molecular function (GO): sulfotransferase activity
Source: RefSeq, a predicted model, not a curated record